AUGACUCACAGUUUCCCCCUAGUCAUACUUUCAAUUUUCUAUCUACCUUACCAGGUCAUAGUCCAUGGUGGCCACAUCCAGAAAGUAGUAGGAGUGAAAGAUGCAAGUGGACAGUGCAUUUGUAGUGUGCAGCUGUCACAUGUUUCCUUCCCCGUACGUAAAGUGGAACAAUUGGAGGGUGACUACUACAACCUGACUGAUCAUUUACAGAAUAUACUGACCAAGCUUUAUACCUUCCAUUGGGUGGUAAAUGAUGGGAGAGCAAACCUGACAGAUCUGGACAAACGUGCAAAGUAUGCAAAAGAUUAUGGUGCUCAUAUGGACCUGAAAUUUGAUAAGCUCAUAAAGGACGUUUAUACACUGGUGUCUACGGCCAAAAAUAUAAGCCAGAACACAACUUCUGUGAAAAAUAAAGAAAUGAUCAACAAAUUGAUAGAUGAGAUCAAUGGUAUAGCUGCUGUAAUAAUUUCGAUGGAAGAACGUGACAAAAACAACAUAAUCACUGCACAACGUGAGGUCGAUACACUCAGGAAAAAACUCUUAGAAUGUGAGGAAGCAAUUGCCCUGGUCCCAGCAACAGUGGCAGACAAGACUGUUUUUGGUACAUGUCAACAUGAUGGGCUACAAAGUGUCAGUUCUCCCGUUCUAGUGAAACUGAACUGGAAAGGUCCAGAUUUCAAAACAGGAUCCUGGGGGAAAGAUUUUGCCUUAGGGAACAAAUUAAAGGAUCACUACUGGGUUUUCCCAAUGAACAAAGAUGAGCGUACACUGGAGACUUUCCGUCUAUAUGCUUCAUACAAGAAAUUGCUGCUUUACUCUCCCAUCCGAGAAUAUAGCCUUAAUGUUAAUUCCAAGGACACAUGUGAGAGCUGUGGCCAAGGGGGUGGAGUGGUCUUCUACAAUGGUUCCUUUUUUUACAACUGUUAUGAUAGCAGAGCCCUAUGCAGGGCCGACCCAUUUACUAUGCAAGUCUCAAGGGUGGACUUAGAUGACCAUGACCCUGCCUCCUUUAAUAACUGGUUCUCCUAUAAGGAUGUCAAAUAUCAGGAUAUGGACAUGGCAGGGGAUGAGAAGGGCUUGUGGAUGAUUCAUGGCUCUACAAUGGCCAAUGGGAACAUAGUUAUUAGGAAGGUAAACCCUGACCUCUUGAAAGUAGGAACGCCUUGGAUCACCACACAGCCAAAGAAUAAGCUGACAAACACUUUCAUGAUCUGUGGAGUCUUGUAUGCCACCAAGAGAGUGAAUUCGACACACGAACAGAUAUUUUACUAUUAUGAUACAAACACAGCCAGAGAAGGCAAUAUAAAAAUCUUGAUGGAGAAACUCAGACCUACUGUGCAGAGCCUGAAUUACAAUCCCAAUGAUGAGAAGCUCUACAUGUUCAAUGAUGGUUACCUACUUUAUUACAACACCACAUUCAAAAACCAUAUUCAAGUAGUGAGCAGAGGAGGAAAGGUUUUGGCUCUUAAUCACAAACAGGAUUCCAUCAGUGAGAAAGGACAGCGUCUGAUGAGCAAAGGAGCAGAGGCUAAUGCUGGCCAGGAAGAUCAGAGUUCGGUGAGCAACAAGCAACUGGACUGGUUGAGCAAAGGAGGAAGUGAUGCCCAGCUCAAGGAAGAGCAGGUUGCUAUUAGUGCUGUCAGGCAGGAAACCGUGAGGGAGGGCAACCAGCUUGUUGAUACUGAGUGA
Eublepharis macularius is the source of this 1689-nucleotide messenger RNA. RefSeq names its product olfactomedin-like. NCBI's taxonomy places the organism in Eukaryota, Metazoa, Chordata, Lepidosauria, Squamata, Eublepharidae. The record is from RefSeq and is a predicted model, not a curated record. The coding region runs from base 1 to 1689 and encodes 562 amino acids. Gene Ontology annotation, biological process: signal transduction. The transcript is spliced from 4 exons.